GUGUUUACAUACACAUCUUGUAAACAAACACUAUCAUUUCGUAUUGUUUUUGUUUACAAAACGGACGUUUUGUGAUUAAAAAUGGAUUCUAUUUGUAACGAUGUUUGUAGCCCAGCAGCUUCACAACUCAGCGGUUUGCAGGAAAUGCACACAGAUUUUGACAGCUGGAUUUGUAAAUUCAGCAGAUAUUGUUAUACAAGGUCUCCACAAUAUUGUACCUGCAAUGGUGGUCAUCCACAACAUUUUACCUGCACCAGUAGUCAUAAUGAUUUGUUGAAAAGCAAACAACAAAACGACAACACUGAUGCCCAAUACAUUACCAUAAACGAUUUACUAAUAGAAGGCUAUUUAUUUAGUAAGAAUCAAAAUAUUAAUAGCAAGAAUUUUAUGAAUAAUGAAUUGAACGUAUUUUUAAGUUUAGUCAAAGAUGAGGACGUCUUUGUUAAUUUUGAUAGCGUUUUAUUAAAAUUGAUAAAUGGUAGAAGGAAACAUUUUCAUCAAUAUACAAAAUCGAAAUUGUGAUUUUUGUUUUAUUGACGUGAUAACGUCUAAUAAAUCGAUGAACGCCGGUGGUAUGCACCAAAAAGGAUGACUCAUUGCGUUAAGCUCAUUGCCCCGUUACGCUCAGUGAUACUAUCACUCGAUUGGCCUAUAUGUCCGAGGAGAUGUUUUGUUAUGACGUUGUCACGUUAAGCUAACGUCCGUAAACCAACUUUACAGACAACCAAUUUUUUUAAAAUGAUUUUGUGUAUAAAGUUAUACUAUUAUAAGUUUGUUACUACUUUUAACGAUUGUGAUUUACUCCACAACAUUAAAAUGUCAGUCCUAAAUUCCUAAUGGACUGUCCAAAUGGUCAUAAAACACUACAAUAUUAAUGAAGAAAGACUUUUUUUACUUUUCUAACGUUUCGAAUAAGUGAUAUUAAAUUAGUAGAUUUUAUCUUUAAAUGUACUUGUGUGUGCGUGUGUGUGUUUUUGUUAAAAUACCAAAGUAUUACAUAGUUAAAAACUAUUGUUAUUAUUUGUAAAUUGAAAUAUUAAUAAUUUACGCUUGUCCUAAUUUAUACUUUUCCCAGAGCAUUUUUCAUCAGUGUCAUUCAUAGACAUUAUACAUUCUACACAAACUUCUAAAAUAAUCUGUAUUAGUAAUGGCUACCUUUUUAUUGUAUUUUUAAUCUGUACACUUGUCAUCUUUCAUAUAUCCGACUAAGGAACGGUUUCAUCGGUUGUGGACGAACAGACUUAACCAGCAGGAGAUAUUCAAUUCUCAAUUAUUAAACUAGAAUUCUUUAAUGUACAUUCGCGAUAAAAAUAUCUUAUAAGUAUAGUAGAAUUCAAUGGUAAAAAGUAUAAUAUAUCUUAAGCUUAUAUCUGUUGGUUACCGUCAUCCGUCAAAUAGCGUAAUUCACAACCGGUAAAACAGGCCCUGAUUUAUAAUUGUGAGAAUGAUUGUGAUGAUUAUUUAACCACUGCCACCGCGUGGUCAUAUCAAGUACAUAAUUAUUUUGUUACGAAUUGUAAAUAUUAUUUAUAAUUUUGAUAAAUAAAAGUUUAAACUAAAUAU
This is a messenger RNA of Melitaea cinxia (Glanville fritillary), 1563 nucleotides long. RefSeq lists its product as uncharacterized. NCBI's taxonomy places the organism in Eukaryota, Metazoa, Arthropoda, Insecta, Lepidoptera, Nymphalidae. Bases 82 to 522 code for a protein of 146 amino acids. The transcript is spliced from 3 exons. The record is from RefSeq and is a predicted model, not a curated record.